AUGGAGCUUAGUGAUUUUGAUGAAGAUGAGUACGAAUCUCUGUACCAGAAAAACAUCAAUAAAAGUGUGAAAGAAACAGUAAUACGAACUUCAGUACCUGUGCAAAGAGAUCUGUUUAAUAAUGUACUUCCAGGCCAACAAGCGUUUUAUGAAGAAAUUCGACGUGAUGUAACAUUUGGAAGAACACAUCACGAAUUUAAUGAUUCCUCAUUGCAUGACUAUAUCUAUCCAACAAACUUUGAAGUCAGAGAUUACCAAUUUGAUAUUGUGAAAAAAGCUCUAUUUACAAAUCUACUAUGUGCCAUACCGACAGGUAUGGGUAAGACGUUUAUUGCUAGUACCGUAAUGUUGAAUUUCUUUAGAUGGACCAAAACGGGUAAAGUUAUCUUCAUGGCCCCAACUAGGCCACUGGUAGCACAACAGAUUAAAGCAUGUCUUGGUGUAUCUGGUAUACCGAGUAGUGCAACUGCUAUUUUACUAGAUAAGACUAGACGUAAUAGAGAAGAUAUCUGGAAAGAGAAGAGAGUGUUUUUCACCACCCCACAAGUGGUAGAGAACGAUUUAAAGAGAGGGGUGUUGAACCCAAAGGAUAUUGUUUGUUUGGUAGUGGAUGAAGCACAUCGUGCGACUGGUUCUUAUGCAUACACAAAUGUUGUUCAAUUCAUCAACAGAUUCAACACAUCCUAUAGAAUAUUGGCACUGACUGCCACGCCUGGUUCGACAUUAGAAAACGUUCAAGAAGUAGUUAACAACUUAACCAUAUCAACUAUUGAAAUUAGGACCGAAGAGAGUGAAGAUAUUGUGAAAUAUAUGAAACAUAAAGAAAGGGAAGAGGUUAGGAUUGAACUAACUCCAGAAAUUGAGGAUAUAAUCGAACAGUUAGGUAUAGCAAUUACACCUAUAUUGAAACAAGCAGUUGAGUUAGGAAUCUAUGAGGAAUGUGAACCAACAAGAAUUAAUGCGUUCGUAGCGAUGCAACAGAGUCAGAAGAUUAUCGCCAAUCCGGGUAUCCCUGAAGGUAUUAAAUGGAGAAAUUUCUUUAUUUUACAACUAUUAAACCAUUUUGGUCAAAUGUUGAAAAGAAUCAAGAUAUAUGGUAUUAGAACGUUCUACAAUUAUUUUAAAAAUAAGUAUAGCGAAUUUACCACUAAAUACAAUAUGGGUAAAUCCACGAACAAGAUUGCAGCAUCGUUCUAUUUUCAUCCUCUUUUGAAAGUGAUGAUGAAAACUUGUGAUGGAAUGGUAGCGAAUCCACAAUUCCUUGGGCAUGGUAAGCUGGAACGUGUUAGGGAAGAAUUGGAAAUGUUUUUCAUAGGAAGUGAUCCAACUUCAAGAAUAAUUAUAUUUACAGAGUUAAGAGAAAGUGCCUUGGAGAUUGUUCGAUGUGUAGAUUCCAUGAGUAACUCCGAUAUUCGACCUCAUAUUUUUAUAGGUCAAUCGAGGGGUAAAGAAGGAUUUGACGAAGUUGAAUUUACUCGUAAACAUAAAGCAAAAGGUAGAAAGAAAGCAGAUCGUUUGAGUCGACAAGCAGAACAAGAAAUGCUUGAAGCCAAAAAGAAGGAAGAAAAAGAGAAAGAGAAGCAUGAAAGAAGCGCCAGGCGUACGGCCAGUUCUGAAGAAGCUCAGAUUAAUGGGAUGAAUCAGAAGCAGCAGAAAGAUGUUAUAAGAAGAUUCAAAGCUGGUGAGUUUAAUGUCUUGGUAUGUACGUCUAUUGGUGAAGAAGGUUUAGAUAUUGGUGAAGUCGAUUGUAUUAUUUGUUACGACACUACAAGUAGUCCGAUCAAGAAUAUUCAACGUAUGGGUAGAACAGGUAGAAAGAGAGACGGUCGUAUUGUUUUAUUAUUUUCUAGUAAUGAAUCAUUUAAAUUCCAACAAGCCAUGGAAGACUAUAUCAGUUUACAGAAGAUGAUAAGUCAGGAUUAUAUUGACUAUAAGGAAUCGGAUCGUAUCAUUCCAAAGGAUAUUGAACCAGAAUGUGUCAAGAAAUUUAUGAUGAUUAAUGAAUCAGAUGAAACUGUGAAUAACAUGGAAGAUACAGAUGAUCUUAUCCUGUAUGCUACUCAAUGUAUGUUAGGUAAAAAGGCAACAAAGAAAACGAAAAAGGCCACUAAAAAAGUAACUAAAAAGCAAACAAAGGCUACACCUAAACAAUUUUUCAUGCCAGAUAAUGUUCAGACAGGUAUUGUACCAGCAGGAAACCUUGUUAACAAAUAUGUUGAUAACGGUUCUGGUGAAUUAUCCUUGGUGAAAAAAGAAAUUUCUCCUGAGGCAAGAUCACCUACAAUGUUAGAUAAGAUCGGCGAUACUUCGUCAUCAUCAGGUAUAUCUGAUAAUGACGAAGAUAAUUUUGUACAAAGGAAGAAGGCAAAGGUGUCAACUCCGACAGGAUCAAUACCGCAAGAUGAGCCGCUUAUCUUAGUCAAUAAACCUAAUAUAAAAUCAGUUAAGAAUGAACCAACAUUGGUCCCCAUUCUUUCGGACGUUAAGACAAAUACAUCUAGAUUACAACAAAACAAUACUGAGAGAGUACUUUCCGUCGAUCGGAAGUUACCAAGCAAUAAACAUAAUUCAGCCAGCAGGAAUAACUCAACUAAUGAAACGAAAAAUGGGUUUCUCACACCUGAUGAGCACAGAUAUUUUAAAGAACAUUAUAAGCCUGACAGCUCUCUCUCUAUGGAUCUUAUACCAAAUUUUGAUAGCUAUACAAAGACAUCAAAGAUCCCCCAUUCUACUUCUAACGCAAUCAUUAUUAAACUAUUUUCUGAUCUUCGCACUAAUAACGUUGCCCGAACCAUCGAUAUGAAUAGAACAAAUUGCAUUGCAAAAGCUCUACGCAGUUCUAACCAAAGUUUCAAUACAUCUGUGAGCUCUGACAUGUCCUUAAGAAGCCAUAUAGCAUCAAUGUCGCAGUCAACACAAACCCGAGAAGAAAUACCAGAUCUUUCUAACGAAAAGGUCCUGGACGAUAUACUUGGUUCAGAUUCAGACUUUUAA
Messenger RNA from Maudiozyma saulgeensis, 2994 nucleotides. The record is from the annotation of a GenBank genome assembly. Lineage: Eukaryota; Fungi; Ascomycota; Saccharomycetes; Saccharomycetales; Saccharomycetaceae.